Molecule: messenger RNA, 1044 nt
Organism: Sinocyclocheilus grahami
Lineage: Eukaryota; Metazoa; Chordata; Actinopteri; Cypriniformes; Cyprinidae
Gene: anks4b
Product: ankyrin repeat and sterile alpha motif domain containing 4B
Exons: 1
Coding region: 1-1044 (347 amino acids)
Molecular function (GO): protein binding
Source: RefSeq, a predicted model, not a curated record
AUGCAGAUCGUCAGCUUCUUGGUGAACUUUGGAGCCAACCUCUUCGCUCUGGACAAUGACUUCCACACUCCCAUGGACGUGGCCGCCUCUCGAGACCACAUGGACUGCGUCCGCUUCCUGGACACCGCUGCCGCCCAACAGACAGGCCAGAACGCUAAAAGGGUGGCGCGUCUGAAAGAACAGGCCACCAAAGAUGCCGAGCGCAGAGUGAAGCAGUGCGAACGCGUCAAGAAGAGACAUCAGAAUAAGAUGGACAAGAUGUACCGCAGUGGAUCUGUCUCGGAAGGAAGUUCCCUUUCCAGCUCGGGUACCUUGAGCAGCAUGAACGGAGAACAGUUCUCCAAACUCAUAGCCGCAGACACCAACGGAUCGAUCUCUUCUACGAUCAAGGGAACCCUCCAGCGCAAAUUUGGGAAGAAAGACAAAGAGACAGUGAGUAGACAAGGGGACGGCAAUGUUAUUUUUGUCAAACAAGACAGCGGCUCCCAAGAGAAACCUGGUUUUGUUGACGUCUUCAAUGAGCAGGAUGAAAUUCAGGAUGAUGAUGAUGACGAUGCCAAGAGAGAUUCAGACGACGAAGGAGCCAGUCUGGGCAAGUCUAUUUUCGAAAGACCUGGGCUUGGGAAAAUGGUGUUCCGCAGGAACUUCUCCAUGGAAAUGGCCAUGGACCAUGAAGACCUCCCCAGCGGCAAUGCAGAAGACCUAGGGUACCUCAUCCGUCAAGAGUUGUUUGAGACUGUGGAAGAAGGUCUGGAGGGUUUGGACAAGAAUUCAGAGCUUCCUUGGAAUGAAGAGGAGAUCGGUCUGGAUGAGCAAGAGGAGACCUCACACUUGGAUUCCUUCUUGGCGUCAAUUGGCCUGUUGGACUACGGUCCUGUGUUCACCCGUGAACACCUGGAUCUUGACGCCCUCAUGCUUUGCUCAGAUGACGAUCUUAAAGGCAUCCGCAUCCAGCUGGGGCCGCGCAAGAAGAUCCUGGAAGCGUCAGCUCACAGGAAAGCUGUGCUGGAGCAGCCUGGCGUUAUGAAGGACACCUUCCUUUAA